UUGACAUAGGAAGGAUAUCCCUAGCUAAUUCUGUGGAGGGAAAACAAAGCAGCUGUUACUAGCACUGCGUCUGAAACUCAUGAAAAAAAUUGACGAGUGUGCCGCCCAAGUAUUAAAAUUAAAAAGAAGAUACGCGAUGUUUGUAUACCUGCCUCCAAAUCAUUCUUGAGAUAUCAUGGAGGAAGAACAGGACUUUACUCUGAGCGGUCCAAAUGCUGCCAGGCUUGAUGCUGAUUUGAGGGAUGACAACUUCGGUAAGCUUGCUGCAGACUACUUUGGAUCUCAGACUGGGGAAACAUUGAAUCUAAAUGAAAAACCGUGUAAAAACAGACUUCUGAUCCAAGUGGGACUUCUGAGAGAAGACAACCAACUCUCCUGGGAGGCAGUGGUAGACUGGCUUCAAAAGAUCUUCCCAAUGUAUCAGUCUGCAGAUUUCCGUUGUCUGAUUGAAAGAGGCAUUGCAACAACUUUAAGUUUGAGUGGAGAUGCAAGACGAGCCUUCCUUGAGUCAAAUGUUAACUUUGAAUUCGUUGGCCCAAUAUGUGACAGCAUUGGAGUUGGUAGAGCUGAUCUUUUGGAAAUGACAGAUUUUUCUGAGCAAGCAGAGUCUAUUGAGGUCACAAAUGGUUUGAUACUUGAGUUGAGUAACUUUGUCAUCAGGGAGAAAAUUGACCCCAUUGUCUUGGUGUCUUGGUUACGUCAAUUUGACCCAGAGUUCUGUAGUGAUGGUAACAUCCUGAAAGCUAGCAAAGUCCUUCAGGCAAAGCUAAAAAAAUUCAGACUACAUUACCGCAAUUACCAAACAACCAGACAUAGAAGAAAUGCUCAGAUGGAAACCUUCCUUCAAAGUCCAUUUGAACUUGUUAUAGACCCAACUGACGGAAAGAAAUCAGGCAAAAAAGGAAGAAAGAAAAAACUUGAUAAGCCAGUGGUGAAAGUCUUCAAAGAAGAAAAUGAAACAUUUGCCAUAACACCAAACGCAGAGAGUGUAUGGGAACCUUACUCUCAGGUGAAAGUGAAAGAAGAAUACGAUUCUCCAACUGAAGAAAGUCCUCAUGCAAUGAACCAAAACUCGCUCAGUUUGAUAGAGAAUCCUGAUGCAAGCAAAGGAGAAGCCCUCACACUGCUUGACAUCGCUAUGCUCUCUGUCCAAAAACUGUCAAGUGUGUAUGGUGGAAAAACUGAUGCUUCCAAACAAGUUUCCCUUGAUCUUCUCAAAAACCAGUACACACUAACAUGUAAAGAAAAUGUAGCAAUGAAAUUCUUUGAAGAGAAAGUUGCGUCUCUUAAAGAUCAACAUUCCAUGGCAUCACCCCUGCGUUUUCUACACUACAAUGCCCAUUUUCUUGUUGACAUUCAUGACGCAAUUGAACAGCAGAUGAUGAGCUUCGAAAAUGAGAUCAUGCAGUCUACUGGAGAAAAACUAGGCCGUGACAGGAACCCGAAAUUCCGAAGAUUUGUGAACUUCUCUGAAAGUUCUACGUCACGCUACAUCCACAUGGCCUGUGAUGUCUUGAGUCCUCGUGCUGCAUCAAAGCAAAACUACAGAAAACACUGGAUAGCUUUCUGUGAAGAGAAGAACAAUCCCUCCAAACUAACAGUCAACCGCUCAAACCGAUUUAAUAACUACUUUGAAGCAGCAGCGGGUCUCAUUCACCAUCAUGGUGAGAUUGCCCUUUUCUUUUCCGACCUGCUCUUACUGAACAACGAUGAAUGCCCCAAUGUCAUUCUGGAGAGUGUUACUGAUGAUGCCAAUGAUGAUGUCAUACAGUCACUUGUGUGCGUUCUCGCCAUUGUCUACUGCAAAAUCCUGGGGCCUUACUGGCAACUUCUGAAGAGCGGAGGAGAGUACUCACUUUUUAGCCAGUAUAUACUCUGCCUCUACCAAAAACUGCUUGAGUGGGCUAAGGAUGCCUCAGCCCUCCUUGAGCCAGAUACCAUUGCAAAUGUGUUUCUCCAGUUGCCUCUGCAAGAGAAGACCUUUGAUGGGGUUUUUUCAUACUUCACAACUGGCACGGGACACAUCCAUGUUGACCUAAUAAGGGUCUGUCUGCAGAAGAUGGUGAAAGUAGUCGCGGCUGUCACUGAGGUCAAUCUGAGUGAUUUUUUGCCUGGAGGCGCACAUUGUCACAACCCCCCUCUGGAAAUUUCCACACAGCUGACAACCUGCACAUUUUGCGUCUUGAUGGCCGAAUACCCCUUUGGUCAUGCCUACCCAUACAAAAGGAAGAGGCCAGAUCGACUUACGAACCUUGCAUCAAGUACAUACGAAGAACCAGAGGGCCACUCUAUUCCAUCUGAAAGUGGUUCUCCUGCUGGUGCAACAAAUGCAGAGAGGGAAACAUCCGACGCUGUUCCAAGAGAAGAGUACUCUCCUCCUUCCAAGAAAAAGUCUCUUGACCAAAGCAAGACCCAGAAGAGGCCAGUAGGACGUCCGAGAAAAUAUCCUAGUUCAGUGACAAAGGACCAGCAAGACGAAGCAAACCGAAACACGGUCAUUGCUGCUGUUGCAAGAAACGGAGGACCUUGCACCUGUGAGCAAGAUGUUGACAGACUAUUGGCCCGAUUAGAUGGGACAAGCCAUGCUCAAAAGCGCGAAGCAAUCCGCUGUGAGAUCAGUUACCAAAAACUGGUCCUGGACUCCAGAGACCCAAGCCUGAAUCAUAUUGGGUUUUCACUCGCAGACAUGAUCUCUAAGCUGAAAAGUGUGUUGCCUGGCGAUGUGUGUAGUUUGGAGGAUGUCUCAGUCUCUGUACAAGAGAAUGAGCACAAUGAACAACAGAGCGAGCAUGACACUAUAACCCCUGCUGAUGCUCAAUCUAGUCAGAGUGUUGACUAUGAAAGCAACAAAGGGGUUUUGGGAAAGGGUCAAAGAAGUAUUGACUUGGGUGGAAACAAAAACAUUGUUUCCUACCAGAGCUACAGAGGUAACUUUGAUGAAUUUCACUAGAUAUUGAAGGAAGUUAGCAACAAAACGGACACAUGCGCAACUAUGGGGAAAAGCAGAUGGUUUUCUUAGACUGUUGAUAACAUGUAAACUAUAUUUUGUCUCUUAUGUUUAUUGAAAACAAAGUUUCUCAAUGAGCACUUGUCUCGCAAAUACAUUAGUUAGAGUUGUUGGUUAGCUAGCUAGCAAAUUUUAGCCAUAUUAGCAUAUAUUAGACAUCAGUCAAAACACCUCAAAACAAGGCAUGGUAUGGUAUCAAGAACGAGAUCAAACGAGCUUACAAUUCACCACAUGACAGUUUCUUGUCAUUGUUGCUAGCUAUCUGGCCAUCCAGAACCAUAACACACAGCCUUUUGAAGCGCCCACAUCGUUUUCGUGAUGUCAGCUAACCCGUCUAUAGGAAUGCUAGCUUUGCGCGAAUCUUGUUCGUUGAGGCCAGCUUGAUAUGUCACCAAUAUUUGAGCAGAAGCAAGUAAAGCAACUUCCCUGCGUUUGACAGAGCGUAUUGAUUGCUGAUGACUGUCGUUGCUCUUUGUAAAUGGUACAUGCCCAAUACGUCACCCAUACCAAUUGUAUUGGUUGGUCCUAUAUGCCCUUUGCCAUUUUAGGCAGGGAAGUUAAUUUUAUUUUUUUGUGGGAAAUGUUUGUUCAAGACAUGUUUUGUACCAUCAUAAAAUUGUGUGUUUGAUGUUUAAUUUGAACAGACAUUAUCACGUGUGCUGCAACUCCUGUAAGUGACAUGUUUUCUAUUGCCCCCCCCCCCCCCCCCCCCCCAAUUAUAAAAAAUAAAUAAUCAAUAAUCAAUAUUUCUGUUCUGAUUCCAAUCAAAUGUGAUGUGAAAUAGUUUUUGUAUGAUUUCACCUAGAUUUAUAUUUUGUACCUGGAAAGAGAGGAUGGAAUGUAAACAAUAUAAUAAAGGUUUGUAUACUUUC
Molecule: messenger RNA, 3879 nt
Organism: Salvelinus namaycush (lake trout)
Lineage: Eukaryota; Metazoa; Chordata; Actinopteri; Salmoniformes; Salmonidae
Exons: 3
Coding region: 176-2950 (924 amino acids)
Molecular function (GO): 3'-5'-RNA exonuclease activity
Source: RefSeq, a predicted model, not a curated record